UAUACUCCGCAGCCGUCAGUAUACUUUCGACCGAGACACAGAACAUUUGCAGAAUUGAAACAGCUCCUUCAGCCGAUUCUGACCUGGGAUUACUGAAACCUUGCUUGCUGGCUUAUUACCGAGGAAAGAAAAAAAAAGCCGCCUGCAACCGAAUAGGUCCUUACUCCGGAGUAAGUGCGUACGGUGGAAUACGCUUCUGUGUUCCCCCGGAGAUACCGUGGAGUGAGGUUGCUAAUAUAGCACCAGUGACAAGCGACCGCAGAUACAGGCAUCGGAAAAGUUGUCGCUAUUUUCGGUAGGCGAGAAUUGCGUCUCCUUCCGAUUGCGAAAGUGAGUUACUGAACCCGCAGUGGGAAAAUUUUGAUUUUCUAGGAAAAAUACUAGCCCCGUGUGACAGUGCAUGAAUUGUGAGGGCUUGUGAAGAAGGCCUAUAAAGAUUUAAAGUGCUGUUUUGGUGAAAACUAUAUAUCAUUGUGAGAAAUAUCGAAGACUAGACCCAACGACACAGUACUGUUUGGCAACUAAGCUGCUCAAUUUACCGAUCUAUUUUCAUCAGAGAAAAAGUUUCGAACUAAUCCCGGCCAAAAUGAAAGCACCCGCACUGUGGGCGGCAAUCGGAGCGAUACUGAUCUUCACCGGAUCCGCGAGCGCAUGGGGUGGUUUAUUCAACAGAUUUUCACCGGAAAUGCUAGCAAACAUGGGCUACGGAAGCCACGGGGGAGCUUAUCGACCGCAAACAUUCCUGCAGAAUGAAAUUCUAGACGAAGAGCAACAAAACCAGCGCGUCGAGGAGGAUGUCUGCUAUGGAAAGCCGUGCUACUCCAAUGAAAACUGCUGCCCCGGGCUGGUGUGUGUGAACGUUGAUGGAGUCAUUGGCCACUGCGUGUUUCCGCUAGGGCGUAAGUACGGUGAAUUGUGCCGCCGGGAUUCGGACUGCGAAUCGGGCCUAGUCUGCGAUAUCUCGACACUGAGUGGGGCCAGCGUGUGCCGCCCGCCGAUCGUGCUGGCCAAGCAGUACGCCGAGGAUUGCAUCACCUCCAGCGAUUGUGAUAUUUCCCGAGGACUCUGCUGUCAGGUGCAAAGAAGACAUCGACAAGUGCCACGUAAGGUUUGCGCUUACUUCAAGGACCCUCUGCUUUGCAUUGGAACUGUUGCUGCUGAUCAGGUAAAGCAUGAAAUUGAACACACUGCAGGGGAGAAACGAAUCAUUUACAGCAAACACUAAGUCGUUGAAUAAUUGCAAUCCUGCAGAGUAGAAAUAAUGAGCUACCCAGCCUACUGAAAGCAGACAGCAUCUAGUUACCUAUGACAUAACCAAAAACAAGUUACCCAUGUACAGAAGGUUUUCGUUUUGUUCUGUUUCUGUUACUAGCCAGUAUUCUCAUUGCGAAAUCUGAUAGUCCAUCUGAUAGAAGCAAGUUGUGCACAUUAUGGCAAAAGUAUGAAAUUGAAGGCUCCUAAAUUAAAAAUUAAUUCAAAUACAAACAAAGUGGCACGUUAAACUACAUAUACACUGCAUGAAACGAUUGAACAAAAUCUGGUUAAACGCAAAACAACACAAACAAAAAGCAUGUAUUUACUACCAAACAAACUUUGAGAAAGUUUUCACACGGUGUGGUAAACUAGUUAAGAGAGUAUAUAUAUAUGGUAAUGAUAAAUAACAACAGGAAACGUACACAUCAAUGAACUAAUACAUAUCAAUCAAUGUCCUUAUUGUCCUUAAAGUUAGUAUUUAAAAAAAUCUUUGUUAAUCAAAAAAUGUAGCCAGAGCGGACGAAAUAAGCUAAGGAUAUGAGGAUACUAUAUAUAAGAUUUUUUCGAUAGAUCCUUCCACCUUUGAAAGUUAUCGUAAGUUGCCAUGUUACCACCAAACAAAUCCAAAAUUAUACAAAGCUUCCUAAUCAUUAAUCUUGGUGCCCUUUCUACUGUUGUGCUAGAAUCGGAAUCACGGCGUUGAUAUAUACGUUCAGAGUGAGGAUUUCUUUCGACCAUCAUUUCCGAGCUCUAUCGCAGACAAAGAGCAAAUGUUUUCGCUGUUGGUGGGUUGUUGUUCAUUCAACGUUUGCCUACUUUCGACACCAACGCAUUUUUUUGUAGGAAAUUCCCAUAGUUGAUCCUGUUAUGAUUAUGUGAUUCCUGGAAAAGUCGGUAGAGAACUUUUUCAUCUUACCCGUACACGGCAAAUGAUAUAGUUUUUUUUUGGAUCCCGACAGACGACGCUCGCUUUUCCUCGUCUUGGAAAUAUUCACAUCUCUGGGUCAAUAGCCGAUAACGAUGUCUAAUGAUGGCCCUUUGGAAUGCUGUGAGCUCUAAAUGACGUGGCACUUUAUUAAUCAAUUGGCCCGCCUCCAACGCCUAUGUUACGUAACGUUAUUGACCGUUUAUUACUGCGUAUCAUUUGCUCUAUCGCUCUGCGGGAACUGGAUAGGAUGUACUGCAGCAGUACCUAUCAAACAAAUCCCCUUUCAUAUAGAUAUUGUCUUCACUUUCUUCUAUUUGUUUUUACUAUCUCUAACAAGCAACCAGUGAGAAAUACUAUCGAUUCUGCGUCAAAAAAUGGUACGCAUGUUCGUCCGCAGCAUAAUUAUUACAUGGAAAAUGUAAUGAUGAAGAGUCACUGAUAUUAUACUGAUAUAAUCGGUUCUUAUGCAAUGAUACAUAUCGUUAUAUUUAAAACAAUAUAAACAGAAAGAAUGACCUUAGGUUUAUAUGCAUUAUCCAAUAAGUAUAGGUUUUAAACAAAUGAAAAAAUACUGAACAAAUGAUAUCAUACUGGCUGAGGCAUUUACUUAUCGCAUGUUUAGCAUUACCUAAAAUAUAAACAACUGAAAUAGUGGAUCUAAUGUAAUGCAUGAUAUCAAACAAAAGCAGGAUAGCAAAAUGCCCUGAAGAAGUUAUGGUUAAAUAAUUCAGCACACUUAUCAGCAUCCAACCUAAAGUCAUAUAUUAUCUUCACUUUUUACUAUUAUUUUGACGUUUUUGUAAUUAAUCAAAAUAAAAUAUUGACUGAAGCCAUAACGUUUCCGACGGAACAACGUUGCACAGCGGAUACCGCAGAAGAAAAACAAUCAACUAACAUGAAUAACUGACACAAACCAACAUACAAAGAAAAGUUACUGGGAAAAGUAACAAAUAUUUCCAUUCGACAAAAUCAAAAUACACAAUUAAAUAAAAAAGGGUUUGUCUACUUCAGAACAAAUAGCAUUUUUCCCAGAAAAAUCAAACACCUUUAAUUGUCUGGGAAGAACUAUCGUGCACUAUACACCACAGCAUCCAAAAUAUUGUCAAAAAUCGUCCUACAUUCUGGAGAAGCAGUCACGCAAUAAAGCACCGAGUCCAUCAAACUUUCUAGAAUGUUGGCCGUCACCUGACAAGCAAAGUAAUGGGGCUGUAGAAAACGACCGAGACUAAAUCAAACGAAAAUGAAAACGAGAAAAAAACAAGCUUUGUUGGCCUAAUCUUAGGUUACAAUCGAGCAAAUUUUACGUUUAAAACUAGUGGUAAAACAUGCAAGCAAACACAUAUCAAAUCUCUCGAAAUGGUGCCACAGACAUGAGCCAAGCUGUCCCACAUAAACAAAUCUUUUUUCAAAUUCAAACAAAUUUCUGGCAAACUUGCUAACCAGUGAUUGUUAAGUGCAAACUUCAACUAUGGAUGUCUCAUAUCACAACACAAACAAUGUGUCAUUGCCUAUACUUUCUCAUGAUUAUUAUAAAUGUACUUGCCAUGUAAUGGACAUUUAUUCACUACAGACACACUCACGCGUUGCACACUUUUACUAUACAGACACGAGCAGGAAACAAUACCACACUCUCUAAUGUACAAAAGACAACAAAAGCAGAAAUUAUAUGUGUACAUCUUUCAAAACUCA
Molecule: messenger RNA, 3871 nt
Organism: Topomyia yanbarensis
Lineage: Eukaryota; Metazoa; Arthropoda; Insecta; Diptera; Culicidae
Product: prohormone-3
Exons: 7
Coding region: 587-1225 (212 amino acids)
Source: RefSeq, a predicted model, not a curated record